This is a messenger RNA of Peronospora matthiolae, 1380 nucleotides long. The record is from the annotation of a GenBank genome assembly. Lineage: Eukaryota; Oomycota; Peronosporomycetes; Peronosporales; Peronosporaceae.
AUGCGUCGCUCCUCCCGUGUCCAGGCCGCCGUCCCGUGCCACAUCAAGACCGAGAGCUCACGUACCACCAGCUCGUGCGCUGCCUUGUGCUCGUCGCCUGCAGGGACUCGGCCCCUGAAAGCUCCAGUUCCAGUGGAGAAGUGCCAGAAGGGUCCGGACUGGACGCCUCUGUGCAGCACGCGCGUGCUGUCGUGCGCCCUCACGCUGGAAUCCGGACAAGUGUUUGCGUGGCAGAGACAUCCGAGACAGGCGGCUACGUGGUUAGGGGUACUCAAUCGUCGGGUCUUUGCUCUGCAGGAACGGGACCACGUUGUGCACUUUCGAUGUCUCCAUCCGGCAGACGUGGCCAUUGCAGACGGUGCUGGUGAGCUAUCGCACUACUUUCGACUGGAUAUGGAUGCCGAGCUGUUGUACGACCGAUGGACAGCGAGAGCGGAUCGGAUGUCGGCGAGUAUCUCGAGACUACGGGGACUGCGGAUCGUGCGGCAAGAUCCGGUCGAGUGCUUGUUUGCGUUCAUCUGCUCGUCGAACAACAACAUUGCCCGAAUUCAGACAAUGGUGGAUAAGCUGAGAGCCACGUAUGGAGACUUGAUCUACGAAGGAGACGGGUACUGUCUGUACGCGUUUCCUCCGGUUGACACGCUGGCUGUCAAGUGUGAAGAAACGACGCUGCGAGCUCUUGGCUUUGGCUAUCGAGCGGCUUUUGUCGUCAAGACCGCAAAACAGUUGCAGGAACUGGGCGGUGCUUCGUAUCUCCACAGCAUUCGCGAUGAAAAGGUCGUGCACUUGAACGAGGAGCAAGAGCUCAAGCCACAGCUGUCGAGAACGAGACACAAGGAGCCGAGUGGUGCACUGCAAGGCGACAUAACGACAUCGUAUCACGCGUAUCAAGACGACCUGAUGGUGUUUGCCGGUGUCGGAAGGAAAGUCGCCGACUGCGUGGCGCUUUUCUCGCUCGAAAAGUUGGAAGCCAUUCCGGUCGACACGCACGUGUGGCAGAUUGCAUGUCGCGAACUCGACGCGACGCUCAGUGACCGAAAAAGUAUCACACCAAGUGUAUACCGCAUGGUGGGCGAUCUCUUCCGAACACGAUUUGCCCCUCAAGCUGGCUGGGCGCACAGCAUCUUGUUUGCAGGCGACCUCACAGCGUUCAAGCCCGAGCUUUUAGGGACAUCGCCGAGACCGCCUCAAGUCAAACGCAAGUUCCAAAACACGACCUCCCAAGUCCCAUCCACCCACAAAAAGAACCACAACAAAAAACACACAUCGCCACAAAAGCACCCACCCAAGUCCACCACACAAGCAGCAGCAGCAGCAGCAGCACCAGCAACAGGCAUCCCACUACCCAAUCAAGAAAGCGACAACACGCGUCCACUAUAG